AUGGAGGGGGCAGGACUGCUGAAGCCGGUCGUAGGGUUGGCGGGGCGACAUCCCUGGUGGGUGUUCGUGGGGGCAUUCGUGGUGCGCCUUGUGCUGAUCGGCUACGGCGAGUGGCAGGACCGCACUAUGGUGGUGAAGUACACGGACAUCGACUACAUGGUAUUCACCGAUGCCGCCCGGUUCAUCACCGAGGGAGGCAGCCCCUAUGACCGAAGCACCUAUCGCUACACUCCUCUUUUGGCGUGGCUGAUGACGCCCAACAUCUAUCUCCAUCCGGUGUUCGGGAAGCUCCUCUUCGCCGCCGGCGAUGUGGCCAUCGGCGCGCUCAUCUACCUCCUGGUCCCUCUCCUCAAUGACCAAGCCAAGCCCACAAUCGCGCCAGCUGCGGGCAAGUCUACAACAAAACCAAAGUCGACGACGACGAAGGGCACGAAGAAGGCGGAGGCUGUGGUUGCUGCAGGGCAAGAGGAAGCAAUCGUGUGGGCGUGUGUGUGGCUCUUCAACCCCUUCUCGAUCGUCAUCUCCACGCGCGGCAAUGCCGAGUCGCUCAUCGGCCUCCUGGUCGUCGCCGCCCUCUACUGCCUGUUGACGAAGAGGCUCAUCCUCGGCGCCAUCCUCUAUGGCCUGUCGGUGCACUUCAAGAUCUAUCCGAUCAUCUACGCGCUGCCACUGGUCCUCUUCGUCAAGUACCACCACCAACGGGGCCACCAACAAAAGCGAUCCGGCAAGAAGCAGGAGGACACGUUCAUCUCGGCCUUUGUCGACCUCUUCCGCAUCACCAGGGAGCAGGUGGUCUUCACUCUCGUCAGCGGUGGGACCUUCGUGCUGCUCUCGCUCGCGCUCUACGCCGUCUACUCGUUCCCGUUUCUCUACCACACCUACCUCUAUCACAUCACCCGCACCGACCACCGCCACAACUUCUCGCCCUACUUCUACCACCUCUACCUGCUCUCUUCGUCUGCCUCGUCGCCGCAGGUCGAACACACGUUAGUCGGUGAUGGCGAUGGGUCGCUGGUGUCGACGCUUGCGUCUUCGCUGCUGGCAUCGUCCCGGGCGAUCGGCCUGCUGGCGUUCCUGCCGCAGGUGGUGCUACUGCUCUCCUUCUCCUUCCGCUACGCGCUGAGUGGCGCUGCACGAGACCUGGCGCUGUGCCUAUUCCUGCAGACGUUCACGUUCGUCUCCUUCCUUAAAGUCUGUACAUCUCAGUACUUUAUCUGGUACUUCUCGCUCCUGCCGCUGGCGCUGUACAGAUCGUCGAUGAGCCUCCUACAGCUUGUCUUCCUCUUUGCCCUUUGGAUGGGCACCCAGGCGAUGUGGUUGAGCAACGCCUACUACCUGGAGUUCGAGGGCGAGAACACCUUCUCUGCAAUCUGGCUCGCCUCCCUUGCCUUCUUCAGCGCCAACGUAUGGAUUCUAAUCCAAUUCAUUCGUCACCACUCUGCGCCAGCGUGA
Acanthamoeba castellanii str. Neff is the source of this 1452-nucleotide messenger RNA. Its product is annotated as GPI mannosyltransferase 1, putative. The record is from RefSeq and is a predicted model, not a curated record. Gene Ontology annotation, cellular component: glycosylphosphatidylinositol-mannosyltransferase I complex; membrane. Gene Ontology annotation, biological process: GPI anchor biosynthetic process. The transcript has 6 exons. NCBI's taxonomy places the organism in Eukaryota, Discosea, Longamoebia, Acanthamoebidae. Gene Ontology annotation, molecular function: GPI mannosyltransferase activity; alpha-1,4-mannosyltransferase activity. The coding region runs from base 1 to 1452 and encodes 483 amino acids.